CUAGAAUGCCGUGUUUGUGAAGAUGGUUUUAGUCUUGGAGGAGAUAAAGUUCCACGUCUCUUAUUUUGCGGACAUACCCUCUGUCAUGCCUGUCUUCUACGCCUUCCAACUCUUGAUAAUAAUAUUCAUUGCCCUUUUGACAGGCAACCAACUCCUGUUGGUGCGUCAGGAGUCUGGGGAUUAAAGAAAAAUUUUGCACUUCUUGAGCUUUUAGAAAAACUAUCUUCGUCUCGUUCAGAUGCUGUCCUCUUACCAGAGGUCUUAAUCAAGCAGAGAGAACUUGGAAUUUCCUGUGAUGAGGAUGAAGAUCACCUUGCUGUACUAUACUGUACAGUUUGUGCAUCUCAUCUGUGUUUAGACUGUUCAGAGCGCACUCAUGCAACUAGAACUCUUCAUAAACACAAACGCAUUCCUUUAUCAGAAAAACCUCGUGAGAAACCCAGAUGUGUGGAUCACUCUUUUCAUCCAGUUGAAUUUGUAUGCCUUGAAGAGGAAUGUCAAGCAGCUCCCCUGAUGUGCUUCAUAUGUAAAGAUUAUAAACAUACAAAGCAUAAGCAUGUACUUUUGGAGCAAGAAGCAGAAAGGAUUCGUUCUACUAUUAGUACAACUACACAGCAUAUCAAGAGGGUGGCCCAAGAGCUUACAGAUUCUGCACAUAAACUUGAAAGUGUGGCGCGACAACUGGAAGGAUCUACCACAGACAAUGUGGGCACAGAACCUGGGACUGGAGGUACAGCAGAAGAAGCAAGAGCUCGUGUGAAACAAUAUUUUACUCAACUUAGAGACCAGUUAACACGACAAGAAACGCAAGCCAUGACUGUUUUGGAUGCUCAUAUUAGGGAGAGGUUGUGCUCUAUAAGACAGCAACAGGAAGAUAUGGCUACCCUUUUGUCUCAGAUGGUAGCUGUUGUUGUUGAUGGGGAACGUGCUAUUCAGCAAGAUGAUGGCCGUUUGAUUCUGGCCUCCCGAGAUUUGUCUUCACGGCUUUCUCAUGUAACUUCACAGGAGCAGCAGUUAGCACAGCUUGUUUCUCUUGCCCCUGAUCCAGCAAUACCUAUCACUUUUACAAAGGAUAAUCGCAUUCAUAUUGGAGCAAGAAUUGAGAUGAGAGUGGUAACUUUAGGAUUAGAUGGUGCUGGUAAAACUUCAAUCCUCUUCAAACUGAAGCAAGAUGAAUUUGUUUCAACCAUCCCAACCAUUGGAUUCAAUGUGGAAACCAUUGAAUACAAGAAUUUCAAAUUCACAGUGUGGGAUGUUGGUGGGCAACCCAAAUUACGACCAUUGUGGAGGCACUACUACUUCAACACCCAAGCAGUAAUCUUUGUUGUGGAUGCAACAGAUACCGACCGACUGCCCGAGGCCCAAUCAGAGCUUACAAAACUUAUGACAGAGAGGGAACUUAAAGAUGCAUCCCUGCUUAUCUUUGCUAACAAAGAGAACUGUGACGGUGCACAAGGAGUGGCGUCAUUGACAGAGAGUCUUGGUGUACAUAAACUAUGCUUAGGGAGGUCUUGGCACAUUCAGCCUUGUGAUGCUCAGUCUGGGACUGGUCUUCACCAAGGCUUGGACUGGUUAGCACGGCAAUUAGUCCCUUCAGAAGUUUUGAACUCUACUGCAGCGUAGAAUGUUUUUUAUCAGCAGGGUCGUGACGGAGAUCUGCAAAAAGUCUUAAAAUGAAGGUAAAGGUCUGUUGUCAUGAAUACCAGCAUUAGUUUAAGUUACUGUCUUUUUGUUGCAGAAAGUAAUAGUUUACUCAAGAGGAAAAAAUUUGGUCCAAUGACAGUUGCAGAAUUUGCUCAGAUACUUAAAAUUUAUUUAAUAUUUUCAGUGUAAUUUCCUUGGUAUUUUUUUUUGUGAUUAUCGUGAUAGCAGGCCAUGACAAUAGGAUAUCAAUGAUCCUUGAACUGAGUAGCCUGUAAGUAUUUGGCACGGAGGUAUUAUUUACACAUUGUAGCUCUUUGUAGAGUACUUAGCCAUAUUUUAUGACAUUUUUGGUUUGUUAUAGCAAAUCAUGUAAAACAUUUUAAAUUGGUACUGUGUAAGUUGUUUCUAGCAGAUUUUAUUGUGAUUUUACUAGAGGAAGUUUUGCACAUCUGACUAUUGUAUAUGAUGGAAUGCACCAUAAGUAGCUUUUAGAUUUUUAGUAGUAUUAUUUUCUCCAUGGCCUUUUAUGUUGUGUAAUGAUAUAUGAUUAAAGCAAGCUUAAUAAAUUUUCAGUGUACGUACUUGAAGGUUUUAAAAGAUAACAAAGUUACCAGUUUAAAGAGCAGUCCAGUGAUGCAAAAUUGCUAAACACAUUAUUGAAGCAGUGUAAUAAAAUUCAUAAGUUUUAUGUGUUAUAGUAGUUUCAUUAAUUGAUGUGGCAAAGUUGCCCUAUUACUUAUUUGUUGAUCAUGCUUUCUAUUUUCUUGUAUUAGUGUGUUUAAAAUUUUGCUUGGAUUUCCAUAUUCCAAAGUAACUUGAUUUUUAUUUUCUGAGUUGAUGUAUUUCUAUUUCAAGGCUAGUCAUGCAAUAAUGAUCAUUAAUAGGAUAACAGAAAUCAAGAAAGCAUCAACAUACAUUUUCUCUUAUGACUUAAGAGCUGUAGUUCUUAUCCUAACUUGUAUCUUUUCCAACUAUUAUAGAUACAGAUUUUUUUACUUUGCCUUCCCUCUUUUGGACCUUGUGGUAGCUUGUGGCUCCACAUUAGUUAUUGCAUCUUUUCUUGAUUUUUAAUUUGACAGUAGCAAAUUAAUUUUCUUUAAACUGUCAUUUCUUAAGCUGCCGUCAACAUUAAAACUUUUUUAAAGUUUAGUUUCUAGUCUGAUUGUUCACUUGUCUGGUUAAACUACUUAUAUGUAUAUAAUUAAGGUGUAAGGAUGGCUACCCGAUAACUUUAAUUAGACAUACAAUAGUUUUUUUAUGCUCCUAGUCAUUUGCCUUUAUCGUAACGAUUAUUAAUUUUUAAUCUUCCACAGUAAAGUUUACAUUUUCUUUGACACAACUCUAAUUUUUUGUUUUCUCAUUUUCUCUUCAGUUCUUCCAUAGAAGAUUUCACGAAUUUAUUACAGUGAAAUCAUCCUUGAAGCUUUGGUACUUCAAGUUAUUUCUAUUCAUUGAGUAGGUAAGACAUGGACUAAUGUCCAUGAAAGAAAAUAAGGCUUUUCUGUUUGAGAUUAACCCAUGUAUAUUGUUGAAAAGUUUUCCUAUCUUUAUAUAAUCACAUUUUUUUUCCUGUUGAUUCUUUGUAAGGCUGGUGGCUCACCACUUCAACCUCCUGUUGUUUCUUUACUUGUUCUGUGAUUGAAAUACUUCCAUUGUUUCUUGUGAAUGAAAUCUGAUCUAUGUACUUGAAUACUUUAUGAAUCUCGGUUAUCAUUUUGCUUUUUUCAUUGGACCAAUUCUUGGUUAUCCUCUCACUUUAUGGACUUGCUGGCCUUAUGAAACUUCUGUUUCUAAUGACUAAUCAGUCUGGUUAAACUGCUAUGUCACAUAAGUAUUUAUCUCUUUAAGAAAUUGGUUUGCCAGUACCCUUGAUAAUAUUCUGAUGUUUUCAACAGGUUGUGACAAUACAAUGUUAGCUAAUUUGUCAUAUAGGACUUCAAGUCUUCUUUCUUAUCUUUUAUUUCUUAUUGCAACAACUAAUAUUCAACUCUUAUUCAUAAGAAAAAAAUCUUCAUGCAGGUACUCUUGAGUCUAGAAAUGUAACUUAGUGGUCUUGUUUUAAACUACUGGCAUGCAUGUGAUGUGAAUUAACAUUCAUUUUUAAAUACUGUAAUUUACCGACAGUCAUUUGUACAAAUAAGAUCUUGGUCAGUACAUAAUUUAUGCAUAUGGCACAUAAAUGCUAUGCAUCAUUCGUCAAGAUAAAUCUCUUCUUAAGUUUUCAAGUAAGGGAAUAGGGGAAUGCUUAUUUUGAAACUGAAAAAGUGAGAAAAUGGUGGAUAAUUAAUUUUGUGUCAAAGUAAUCAUUGUCCAUGUAGGAUAUGGUUUCAUAUAAUGAGUUUAUCUUGUAAAAUAUGAAUAACCUAUUUUUUUAAAAAUGGGUGAAGGGAAUCAUUUCAGUUUAUGUAAUACUAAAUUUUUUAAAUAACAGAACAUAAAACAAUAUUUAUUACAACAGUGAGAUAUUAUUGAAGUAGAAUUUUCAGCUGAAUAAGAACUUUAAGAUGGUUUUUUGUAAAAAUAGAAAGAGAACUUAUCAAGGUAUUUUUUGUGAAUAUAUGUGGACAGCUCUACCUUUUACCUGGUUUUCAGUUUCUUUCAUUCACUUUUCAAGGUACAUUUAAGGGGUUUAUGUCAUUUCUUGUAAGACAACAUCCCCAUAUGAUAUAGAAUGUAAUUUUGCAGCAUGUUCCAUUUUUAUGAAAAAAGCCCUCUCAUAGCCAAGCAUAAUGUGAUUGUUGGCUAAUCUUAAACAGAACCAACUUUAGGAGAAAUUGUAUUUUUUUAUUUUCUAUAUUUUCUUACUAUUACAAUGAAACAGGAGUGUGUGUAAAGGUUGACAUCGAUUUAUCAGGCACUACAAACCUCUCUUUCUUGAAAUUGGCUAGAUUACGUAUGCUUUAGUUAAAAAUCCUGAUGUUCAGAAAGCCUAACCAUUGUUCUAUUUUAUGAAUGCAGAGAAUUUUCUAUAUGUGGGCUCAGAUUCCCAGCCUGUUGCAUAUCUAACUUUGUAAAAGAUUUUACAGUCGUAGCAUACUUAAUAGUGUGUUUGUAAAGGAGUCUAUCUAUAAGUUCAAAUUUUUUUAUGGAAUGUGAUUGACAUUAUAUAACUUUAGUGAUUGACAGUGUUAUAUUUAUAGUAGUGAAUAAUGUAUAUGAUCUUAACAGACAAAAAGCAUGGUAAAUAUAACUAUACAGCAGA
This is a messenger RNA of Macrobrachium nipponense, 4846 nucleotides long. Its product is annotated as E3 ubiquitin-protein ligase TRIM23-like. Gene Ontology annotation, cellular component: lysosomal membrane; plasma membrane; cytoplasm. Gene Ontology annotation, molecular function: ubiquitin protein ligase activity; GTPase activity; GTP binding. Gene Ontology annotation, biological process: intracellular protein transport; vesicle-mediated transport. The record is from RefSeq and is a predicted model, not a curated record. Lineage: Eukaryota; Metazoa; Arthropoda; Malacostraca; Decapoda; Palaemonidae.